Molecule: messenger RNA, 1688 nt
Organism: Dothidotthia symphoricarpi CBS 119687
Lineage: Eukaryota; Fungi; Ascomycota; Dothideomycetes; Pleosporales; Dothidotthiaceae
Product: cytochrome P450
Exons: 6
Coding region: 36-1523 (495 amino acids)
Molecular function (GO): heme binding; monooxygenase activity; iron ion binding
Source: RefSeq, a predicted model, not a curated record
CCCACUUCCCUCCCCAACCCAUCCAUCCAUCCAAAAUGGGCAACCUAACCCCCAUCCUCGUCGCCCUCGUUGCCCUAGCCCUCACAUACACAUGGCUCGCCGACCCUCUGCGCAAAGUCCCCGGACCCUUCCGGGCGCGCUUCUCGCGCCUCUGGAUGGUGCAUCGCAGCCGGAAAGGCGACAUGCAUACGACCAUGAUCGCGCUACACAAGAAGCAUGGCCACCUCGUGCGCACUGCGCCAAACGAAGUCAGCAUCUCGGACCCAGCGGCCCUGAAAACUAUUUACGGUGCUGGUACCAAGUUCUGGAAAAGCGACUGGUACUCGGUCUGGCAGGGGCAUCGCACGUUUGAUUUGUUUGGCGAGAGGAACGAGAAGGUACAUGGCAGGCAGAGGAGGCUGGUUAGUAAUAUUUAUAGUCUGGAUCAGCUGAGGAAGUUGGAACCGUAUGUGGAUUCCACGCUAGAUUUGUUUUUGGAGCGGGUGCGGGAGGUGGGGCAGGGUGGGAAGGGAGUUGAUAUGGGGAAAUGGGCGCAGAUGUUUGCUUUUGAUGUGAUCGGCGAGGUGACUUUCUCCCGCCGCUUUGGCUUCCUCUCCGCUGGCAAAGAUGACGGCUCGUUCUCCGCUAUCGACGACGCGCUUCUUUCUGCGGCUUGGAUUGGUCAGGUUCCCUGGCUCUAUUGGCUGCACGACUUCAUCAUGCCGGUGAUUGGCAAUUACCUUGGAGUCAACAACCGCAAUGGCUCGCUUCGGCAAUUCGCCGCAAGGGAGUGCGAGAACCGCAAAGGCCGGGGUUCUGACCAUCGCGACAUCCUAGCCGCGCUGAAAGACGUGCAGGACCAGAAACCCGAGGAGUUCGACGACAAUGGCGUGUUGAGCAUGGCGGCGAGUAAUAUCUUCGCUGGGAGUGAUACGACGGGGAUUAGCAUCGGGGCUGUGCUGUACAAUGUCUGCAAGGAUCCUCGUGUGAAAGAAAAGCUCGUAGAGGAAAUCAGGCAGACGAUUGAAAAGGAAGGCCUUGAUGCCACUCAAAACAUGCCGUUUAAAACGGGGUUUGCGAUGCCGUAUCUGCAGGCCGUCAUCUACGAGGCAUUAAGAAUGCAUCCUGCAGUGGGCAUGACGCUUCCGCGUGUUGUGCCAGCCGAGGGAUUCGAGUAUGAGGGUGUUUUUAUCCCCGCAGGUACCAUCAUUGGCGCAAACCCGUGGGUCAUCCACAGACAGAAAGAGGUAUUUGGUGAGGACUGCGAGGCAUUCCGGCCUGAGCGAUGGCUGGAGGGUGAUCGAAGUAUCAUGGAUCGCAAUUUCUUCGCCUUUGGAAGCGGCGCCCGGGGCUGCAUUGGUAGGAAUUUGAGUUGGAUCGAAAUCACCAAACUCGUUCCUUCGCUGCUCAUGCAAUUCGAUAUCGAGCUUGCAGACCCGGAAAGGCUGCCGGAACAGCAUUGCUGGUGGUUUGUGAAGCAAGACGGGCUGGAUAUGAAGCUCACGCCUCGAGAGAAGAGGGCUGAUAGUCCGGUGGGAGCGUGAGUGGCGAUGAGGGAAUGCGCAUAUUGUGGGGGGAAACUGGGAGCACGUCGAUGUUUUCAUGAAGGUAUGUUCGGAUGAUAAUUUUUUGCAUCUCUCGGUAUAAGCUCUUGACAUGCAAUAUCAGGAUACUGAAGUUUAGCAUGGUCACUGCUCAUGGUCUCGGAC